Messenger RNA from Mytilinidion resinicola, 652 nucleotides. RefSeq lists its product as uncharacterized. The coding region runs from base 23 to 499 and encodes 158 amino acids. The transcript has a single exon. Lineage: Eukaryota; Fungi; Ascomycota; Dothideomycetes; Mytilinidiales; Mytilinidiaceae. The record is from RefSeq and is a predicted model, not a curated record.
UCUCAACCCACUCGUUCUCGAGAUGUUCAAUACUCAAUCGCCGGGUCAGUUCACUGUAAAGGUGCACGAUCAGAGUGGGGAAGUCAUAUUAGACGUCACACACGCCUUCAUCAUGCGCAGACAGCUUAUUGAAAAUAUCCUCGAUCUGUUCGGCGUGGAUGUCAAAGCUCCUGGAUCAACCAGCACCACCAUAGAGGCUUCGUGGCAGAAGAUGUCGGUCGUAGAUCCGCUAGCAACCGUUGUGAGCAUGAUCGUGAUGAAAUGGAUGCCCUUAUUUUAUCCGAGCCCCUUGGGUGUAGGUGCUCAUACUAGUGGUGCUCACGUACGGCGCUGGUCCAGCAAUGGCAAUGGACUAAGGCUUGGAGAAUUACUGGAUCAGGUUUUGAAGGGGCUCGCGAGCCGCGGUGACAUCGAUGAGGAGUGCGAAACCAGACUGUCGAUUUCGGACAGCACGAGGUAUAGCUGUAUAAACUUGAUGCCGCAGCCGCGGAUAGCGUAGCGAAGACUGCAGGUGUGCCUAGAUCUUGGGGAUCGACUGGGACUUUCUGGGAUAUACAGCGGCAUUGGUAGGUUGACUGUGCCAUGCUUCGUUGUUCAGGUACCGUUGCUGGGCUUCUUGACACUUUUGCGUAGAUGAUGAUAGCGGCGGGGG